Messenger RNA from Python bivittatus (Burmese python), 1671 nucleotides. It is a transcript of the gene FAM174B, whose product is annotated as family with sequence similarity 174 member B. NCBI's taxonomy places the organism in Eukaryota, Metazoa, Chordata, Lepidosauria, Squamata, Pythonidae. The record is from RefSeq and is a predicted model, not a curated record.
CCUGCCCGACACCAUGCGCCCGGCGGAGCGAGCCUGCCUCCUGCUCGCGCUCCUGCCCGCCGCCUUGCUCGCCCUGGCGCCGCCGCCCGCCUCCAUCCCUGCCGCCGCCGCCAGGAACGCCAGCAGCUCCCGCGACCGGGCACUCGCCGUCUCUCCUCCGCCGCCAGCCUCCGCCGGGAAUCAUAGCAGCGGCGGUGGCACCCAGCGCAGCCCGGUCUUGGCGAUGCUGCACGACCUGCCGGCGCUCAAGGCCGCCGUCAUCGGAGCCUGCGCGGCCAGCGCCUGCCUGGUGGCCUGCCUGCUGUUCCGCGUCCUCAGGUCUGGCAGGAGGAUUAAAAAGCCGCGCAAAUACGACAUCAUCACAACUCCGGCAGAACGUGUGGAAAUGGCCCCCUUAAACGAAGAGGAUGAUGAUGAGGAAGACGCCACAGUGUUUGACAUAAAAUAUAGGUGAGGCUGUUGGACCAGUCUUCUCAGGAACGUUGUCCCCUGUAGAAAAUGAUGCAAGGACCUUGGACGCAAAGGAGAGAUGGAGAAUAAUUUUUUUGCAUCCACAACAUUUGGAUUUUCCACUCUUCUCAACAGAAAAGAGCGAUGCUGGAUUUGCAGUUGACACGUUCCUAAUAAACAUGGCUGUUAUGCUCCUGGAGGAAUGAUGUGAGGAACUGAAGGACAUCUUCUUUCUGAACUUCUUAAUGCUAAAGACAAUCCUUCUGUUUUACUGUAGCUUCAGAUGCCUCUAACGAAUUAGAGAACUGAGGUCAGCCACAAGCGGUAAUGUUGGUUUGACGAUUCAAAGGCAGCCAAGAUGUUCUUUGCUCAAAAUAUUAAAGUAGACAGAUGGAUUUUGAUUGCAUUCUGGGAUUGGUUCUAAGUUGGCUAAAAUCUUGUAUACAACUUGGAACUUGUAUCAACUAUGCUGCAAUUGUUUUGCAAGGGUUAUAUGUAUAUUUGUGUUCUGGGGGGGAGGAUUUUGGUGGGUAACACAUUCAGUAGAUAAUUGAUUCCUUGCUAUUAAUGAGGACAAGUGCCGUGCUGUAUUAAUUUACACUAAGGCUCCCUGUUUUUACAGAGAGUUUUCCCCAACCUUUUUUUCCCCCCAGAAGGUGAAUUCUGGGCAGCAGGGGAAAACAAAAUGCAGUAGACUAUUUCAGGGGGGAGGAUUUUUUUUUUCUAAAUUCCCUGCAUCUUACAUCCUUAUAGGGAGAACUGCUUUUUUACAUAUGCACUCUUUUGCUUUCUAUAGUUUCUCAUAGUCUUUUCAUUUCAAGACAAUUAGCAGUCAGAUUACUGAAUUGGAAGAAGAGGUUUUGCCUUCAUGCCAGAAUGGUCCCAUCUGUUCUCCACAACUUCCCCAACUUGGUUUCUCUCGAGAAAUAUUGAAUUUUUACUGACUGGCAAUUAGGACAGCUGAAACUCAACACAUCAAGUGUCUAGAUAGCAGCUUCACUCGUUUCAUCUUGGCUUAAAUUUUUCUUAGCUGUGGACUGUUUCUUUUUCCUUUUAAUUAUACCUAACAAAUGAAUAUAAGGCAAAAUGGAUGGUGUUUGUUUCCUUCUUUCUCCAGGAGAGUCAAAUGCUUCUUUAGUACCGCUGAAAAAAUGGCCCGUUGGUCACUGCUCCUACAGGCCACAGUCCUAAAGGCCAUAAUAAAGGGUUGAGUUGUGUUGA